Oncorhynchus mykiss (rainbow trout) is the source of this 1498-nucleotide messenger RNA. NCBI's taxonomy places the organism in Eukaryota, Metazoa, Chordata, Actinopteri, Salmoniformes, Salmonidae. The record is from RefSeq and is a predicted model, not a curated record.
AUGUUUCCUACCUUCACCACCUGGCUGGAGAAGGUUGAUAUACAUUCUAGUGGUUAUAUAGAGAUUCUAGACUGUCAGAAGGUUGAUAUACAUUCUAGUGGUUAUAUAGAGAUUCUAGACUGUCAGAAGGUUGAUAUACCCUCUAGUGGUUAUAUAGAGAUUCUAGACUGUCAGAAGGUUGACAUACCCUCUAGUGGUUAUAUAGAGAUUCUAGACUGUCAGAAGGUUGAUAUACCCUCUAGUGGUUAUAUAGAGAUUCUAGACUGUCAGAAGGUUGAUAUACCCUCUAGUGGUUAUAUAGAGAUUCUAGACUGUCAGAAGGUUGAUAUACCCUCUAGUGGUUAUAUAGAGAUUCUAGACUGUCAGAAGGUUGAUAUACCCUCUAGUGGUUAUAUAGAGAUUCUAGACUGUCAGAAGGUUGAUAUACAUUCUAGUGGUUAUAUAGAGAUUCUAGACUGUCAGAAGGUUGAUAUACCCUCUAGUGGUUAUAUAGAGAUUCUAGACUGUCAGAAGGUUGAUAUACCCUCUAGUGGUUAUAUAGAGAUUCUAGACUGUCAGAAGGUUGAUAUACCCUCUAGUGGUUAUAUAGAGAUUCUAGACUGUCAGAAGGUUGAUAUACCCUCUAGUGGUUAUAUAGAGAUUCUAGACUGUCAGAAGGUUGAUAUACCCUCUAGUGGUUAUAUAGAGAUUCUAGACUGUCAGAAGGUUGAUAUACAUUCUAGUGGUUAUAUAGAGAUUCUAGACUGUCAGAAGGUUGAUAUACCCUCUAGUGGUUAUAUAGAGAUUCUAGACUGUCAGAAGGUUGAUAUACCCUCUAGUGGUUAUAUAGAGAUUCUAGACUGUCAGAAGGUUGAUAUACCCUCUAGUGGUUAUAUAGAGAUUCUAGACUGUCAGAAGGUUGAUAUACAUUCUAGUGGUUAUAUAGAGAUUCUAGACUGUCAGAAGGUGGAUAUACCCUCUAGUGGUUAUAUAGAGAUUCUAGACUGUCAGAAGGUUGAUAUACAUUCUAGUGGUUAUAUAGAGAUUCUAGACUGUCAGAAGGUGGAUAUACCCUCUAGUGGUUAUAUAGAGAUUCUAGACUGUCAGAAGGUUGAUAUACAUUCUAGUGGUUAUAUAGAGAUUCUAGACUGUCAGAAGGUGGAUAUACCCUCUAGUGGUUAUAUAGAGAUUCUAGACUGUCAGAAGGUUGAUAUACCCUCUAGUGGUUAUAUAGAGAUUCUAGACUGUGAGUCAUUAGUUUCAAUGUAAAAUGUUUCUAUACCACCUGAGAUUAAAGGAUAGUAGUGGAAGAGAACACAUCACAGCUGAUUCAGCUAAGGGCCUGGAGUUUUCCUACAUCGGAGCAAAACUCUGGACCCCUCCCUGCCUGAUAUGUGUUACAUACUGACAAGACUUAUCGUUUGGACACGUGUGUUAUUACAAUCUCUCAUAUGGGCCCCCUGUAACAGACUAUAAAUAUCACAAGGUGUGUGUGUGUGCGUGCGUGCGUAUGAGUGUU